Molecule: messenger RNA, 1176 nt
Organism: Nelumbo nucifera (sacred lotus)
Lineage: Eukaryota; Viridiplantae; Streptophyta; Magnoliopsida; Proteales; Nelumbonaceae
Product: Chaperone DnaJ-domain superfamily protein
Source: RefSeq, a predicted model, not a curated record
UCCGAGUUUUUGGGUCGAUCUCGAGCUCGAGACCUCGAGUCAGCCAAAAGUCGACUCGGCUCGAUUAUACUCGUGGCUUUCUUCCUCCGCCAGUCGUACGAUAUUUCGGUCUCAUAAUUGCUCGAAAUCCCCAACCGCCAUUAAAACACUUCUCUUGCUCUCUUCUGAACGAUACACAAAGAACGAACGUCACCGCUUUUGUGCUAAGACUAGACCAAACGAAAAAGCCUCCACAGUGCUGCAUGAAAUUCGAUUAUAUUUCAGAAUUUCUUUGAAUUUCAGGCUUUUCAGCUUUCUUAUUCAAAAUCCACAUUGAAUUUUUGGUUUCCAUUACUUGGGCCUUCAUCUAAUAUCAAUUCUGAGAAAAACUUAGUUUUCGUUUUUCAUCGAUGGAUCACUACACGGUACUGGGACUGAGUCGGGACGCAAGCAAAGAAGAAAUUAAGGAAGCUUUCAGGAAAUUGGCUCUCAAAUUCCACCCGGACAAACAUUUGCAGUCACCGAAGGUUGUCAGGGACGGAGCGACUCUCAAAUUCAAGCAGGUUUCAGAGGCUUACGAGGUUCUGAUAGACGACCGCAAGCGUUCAGACUAUAAUCGGAGGUUUGGGUAUUCUAAUGCCAGAGGUGGAUUCGCAGGUGGUUAUGGGUACGGUUAUCAUAGUGGGAAUACAUACAGACCUAGAUACAGAACUCCGUCUGCUGCAAAUGGGGUUAAAGGGGUCUUCAAUUUUGAUGCCAUAGCUCUAUUUCUAACACAACGUGGUUUUCUUCUCAACCUUGCCUUUGCGAGUGUUUUGUUAGGUGGGGCAGUUGUAAUCGAAAGAAGUGGGGCGGCUCUUUGGAAAAUGCACAACUCUGGGAAAUCAUUUGAAGAAGCCAUGGAGUCCAUUGAAAAAAUGAGGCAGAAAGAUACUAGCUGAGGAGGUUAGCUGCCUUUCUUGUGUUUCUUCAAAAUUUCCUUUAGUUUCCCAUCCAUGAAGUUCACUUAAAAUUAUCUAGCAAGGACUUUCCUCUGUAAAAUAAUGUGUAUAUUUAAGUUGAUAUGAUGGUAAAUAUAGGCCGUAACUAUGUGCCUUUUGUUUCAUUUUACUAAAGAACUGCCACAUAUAGGCUGUUCUAAGCAUGGUCAAAGAAUAAGAAAUGUUUGAAGGUGAGAAGGAGAUGCCUUUUCCGAUA